AUGCAACCGUGUUUGGCGUGUUGCAAUGAAUGCGAGGGCGAGGGUGAGGGAGUAGAUCUGCACGUGGACGUCCAGAACCUGAUGGUUUGUGUGCUGGACCCUGCCGACCCUGACGCCCAUGACGCGUGCGACGCGCCUGUGCGAAGGUCCCAAAGUUCCCACAGUUCCCACAGUUCCCGGGGCUCCAAGCCCACGGAGGAGAGGAGAGUCCCUGGUGAUUCAUCUGGAGCCUUUCAACUGAAACACCGUUCGGGCACUGCCAAUGUCUUCAAUGAAGAGGUCAUGACACACGCAGCAUUGAAGGAUUGCUACAACAACUACAUGCUUCUCAUUGGCAACAGCGACCACCUGCUGCCUUUGGCUCGCGCCAGAUUACAACAGGGUUUGCGCUUGUGUGUCAUCGAUGUUGCUGGCGCGGAAGAGCGCGUUGAACGAGUGCAAGCUGACACCUUCAUGCGUGCCUGGGAUCCGCCACCCUCCGAAUGUAGCCAUGCAGUCUGCAAGUUGUGGGGACAUCUGGCAGCGCACCAGCCACGGCACUGGUUGCUCCGAGGGCCAGACCUGGUGCGACUUCUACCGGGUCAGGUCCUGCAGAUUGUUGAGGUCGAGCAGUAUGGCAUCGGCGUGGUGGUACGGAACGCUUCUGGGCAGCUGAGUUGGGCAUUGGAAGGCUAUGUAGUGAACGUGGCAGGCUAUGAGCCAAGGAGUAUGCCAACCCUCAGGGAGCACCUGAGAAAUGAGGGUAUUGAAGAACUCAUCGAUCAGGUUGGUCCUGAAUUUCAGGAGGCCAAGCCCUAUGGCAUGUUCGACAAGCCCCACGUUUUUCUCUCCUCGGCGCUCUUAAUUCCUGUGCUGGGUCUCAACAUCACUGGCUGGAUGGUUUUUUCCCGUGCAAGCUUUGGAGGUUUGGAGUUCUUCCGUGGGCUCUUUCUCUUCAUUGUUUGCUUGCCCAUCUACCGUUUCGGCAGCAGUUUCUGGGGCGAAGCCUUCGCCGGGCACUACACCUCCUGGCGCUUCCACGCGGUGCUGACGGCCUGCGCGGCCACGGUAUCAAUGUCCCUGCCAUGGCUCUUUAGGCUUUUGGGCCUUGGCAUUCCCAGCACCAUGAUGAUGGUCAGUGGUGGGGCUAUGACUUUGAUUGGAUGUUCGGUUUUCCAGUUGUACUGGCAAAGGCGUAUGGGUCGCUUGCUACGAAACUUUUGGAGGCACCUUCAAUGGGGCUGUGCCAUUGUGGUUCUCUCCUUUGGGGUGUGGCUUUGCCUCUAUGUCUCCGCCACGAUUUACAUCUUGCUGAUUUCCAUCCAAUCUCCCUUGUCUGUGGUGUUCCUGCCAGUGGCCACCUGGCUGCUGGAGUGUGGAACAGUCUUGAGCACCACCCUAGCUGCUCGGCACAUUGUGUUUUGGCCUCGGCAUGAGAGUGAAGCGGAUGCCAUUGACGGGGACCAGCGCUUGCAUGUGGGCAGUACGCAGUGGAAACACAGGAGGCAUCGGUGCAUUGGUGCUCUCUUUCUUUUUAAACCUUUGGGCACGCUCUGGCUGGGGCAGGUUUUUCACCAUUUGGAGCGUGUCCAAGCUGACCAAAUUCCUACCUUGCUGCACCAUGAAGCCUUUGGCGUGGUUGGCUCCCACCAUCUUGUCAAAGUUGCACGAUGA
Cladocopium goreaui is the source of this 1653-nucleotide messenger RNA. Lineage: Eukaryota; Dinophyceae; Suessiales; Symbiodiniaceae. The record is from the annotation of a GenBank genome assembly.